This is a messenger RNA of Vairimorpha ceranae, 306 nucleotides long. RefSeq lists its product as hypothetical. The transcript has a single exon. The record is from RefSeq and is a predicted model, not a curated record. NCBI's taxonomy places the organism in Eukaryota, Fungi, Microsporidia, Nosematidae. Bases 1 to 306 code for a protein of 101 amino acids.
AUGUUGGAAGGUUUCAUACAAUGCAUAAAAAAGUGUUUUAGUAAUCUAUAUAGUAUAACUAUUGUAGCCAUAGUAAGUAUAAUUGUACUUGUAAUAAUAAAUGUCCUACCUAAGUUACUACAGAAAGAGACAAGUAGACCUAAUCAAGUUAUAAAAAACAGAACUGAAGAAGUAUUUGAAAAAGUAGAAAAAGAUGCAGAGGAUGUAAGUAGUGAUAGUGACACGUCUUCAAGUAUUGAAGUUAUUAAAGAGGAAGUGUGUAUUGACAAGACAGAUAAAGUGGAUGAUGAUUCACUAGAAAAUUAA